Chroicocephalus ridibundus (black-headed gull) is the source of this 698-nucleotide messenger RNA. RefSeq names its product C-type lectin-like. The record is from RefSeq and is a predicted model, not a curated record. Gene Ontology annotation, molecular function: signaling receptor activity. Bases 102 to 620 code for a protein of 172 amino acids. The transcript has 6 exons. Lineage: Eukaryota; Metazoa; Chordata; Aves; Charadriiformes; Laridae.
CCUCGCCGGAUCCACGGAGGGACCCCGCAGACACAGGUCACCCACCCUGGGACGUGCCAGCCACCAGCCAGCCCCGGUCCCGAGAGCCAUCUGCAGAAGCCAUGGGUGCUGGGUCCCCGCUGCCGCCCUGCCCACUCGGCUGCCUGGUCCUCCUCACCCUCCUGGGAGGUGGGAUGGCGGCCCCCCCCACCCCUGACGGAGACGGGGGGCAGACGGCCGACUGCCCCAAGAACUGGAUCCAGUACCGGGGGUCCUGCUACGGCUACUUCAACACCAGGAUGACCUGGGCCGAGGCUGAGGAGGAAUGCAACCGGUACGGCCCCAUGGGGCACCUGGCCUCCAUCCACAGCGAGGGGGCCGCCAUGGUCCUGGCCCGCUACGUGGACAAGGAGAUGAAGGGGGUCAACACCUGGAUCGGGCUGCAGGACGAGGAGCAUACCAGGAAAUGGAAGUGGUCGGACGAUUCCACCUACAACUACGAGAGAUGGGCGCCGGGGCAGCCCAACAACCUGUGGGACAGGGAGGACUGCGUGGUGCUGGACGCCUACUCGGGUUUCAAGCUCUGGCACGACUACCCCUGCGACGACAAGUUCCCCUUUCUGUGCCGGCACCAGCUCUGAGGGGCUUGGACCCCCCCACACCGGGGCCUGGAGGAGCCCCCACAGCCCCCUCCCUGCCCAUCACCCUGCUGGGGCCCC